AUGGCUCGAUUCUUCGCUGCUCUGCUGGCCCUUGCUGCCAUGCUCCAAGUCGGUGUCGCUGUCCCAUUCCCGAUCGCCAACGGUACUGUUCCUGAAGCCCCUUCCCCGACGUCGACUGCUACGGCCGGCGUCAUCAAGCGCGCCGACUACUUUAACACGACCGCGCGCGCCAUCAACUUCAACACGACCUCACCCACGAUCAAGUACGAGACACCCACACGUGGCCUGCGCAACUUUCCCGUUGCCCUCCCGCGACCGGCGUAA
Molecule: messenger RNA, 264 nt
Organism: Anthostomella pinea
Lineage: Eukaryota; Fungi; Ascomycota; Sordariomycetes; Xylariales; Xylariaceae
Source: the annotation of a GenBank genome assembly